UAGAAACAUUUGAGUCGGAGCUACUGACAAAACUUAACCAUUGACAGAGAGAGAGAGAGAGAGAGAGAGAGAGAGAGAGAGAGAGAGAGAGAGAGAGAGAGGGAGGGCAUUACAUAAUAAAUCGGUAAUGUGCGACAGGGACCGGCACCGACUGACACUUAACUUAUUGUUCGGGUCGAGCCUAUUAUAUACAGUUAGUCAACUUUGACCAGUUUUGAUAUAACAUAUACAUAUAUAGCCUAUAUUUAUACGUUUUUUAACCUUAUUAUUUAUUGUUAUUUUGUUUAUUUAGAUGAUAAACAUGUGGAAGUCUAAGAACUCGGAGAGUUCUUGUCACACUUCUUGCGCGAACGAUGUUGACAAAGCUGUCAGAAACGCGCAUCUCUUUGUUCUUAAUGCUUUCUGAGCCCCAAUUUCUCAUCUGAUGUUUCCUGAAAUUGGGAAAUACUGUAGGAGUGAACGUUUCUGAAUUGCACAUAGAGAGCUCGUCAUUCAAGUCCACAGUGAAAGCUAUGACCUCGGCCACGCCCCCUUCCUCCCGUAGCCCCUCCCCACAGAAAGUCUGCCACUCCCAGACGCAGACAGAUGUUCUAAAGCCACUGCUGGGUGGAGGAGGUGGGGCUUCUCCAGGAAAUGGACCUGCUGCAUUAAGACGUCGUCGACGUGUAUUAUCAAAAGAUGGGCGAAGCAAUGUACGUAUCGAACAUGUCAGCGGCCGAGGGACACUUUACUUGCGUGACCUGUGGACAACCUUUCUUGACAUGCAGUGGCGCUACAAGCUUUUCCUGUUUUCAGCCACCUUUGCUGGCACCUGGUUUUUCUUUGGAGUGCUAUGGUACUUGGUGGCACUUGUGCAUGGAGAUUUGCUAGAGUUCGACCCUCCAUCCAACCACACUCCAUGCGUAAUGCAGGUCCAAACUCUGACAGGGGCGUUCCUUUUCUCCCUGGAAUCACAAACUACCAUUGGCUACGGCUUUCGAUGCAUCACUGAGGAAUGUCCACUUGCCAUCAUCCUGCUAAUUGUCCAGCUUGUCAUCACCAUGGUGAUGGAGAUCUUCAUUACUGGAACAUUCCUUGCCAAGGUAGCUCGGCCAAAGAAACGUGGUGAGACAGUGAAGUUCAGUCAGCAUGCGGUGGUCGCCAAUCAUGAGGGACGACCUUGUCUCAUGAUCCGUGUAGCUAACAUGCGUAAGAGCCUGCUUCUAGGCUGCCAGGUAACAGGUAAGCUGCUGCAGACAUCGUUAACUAAAGAGGGGGAGACAGUGCGUCUGGACCAGAGGAAUGUAACCUUUCAAGUUGACACAUCCACUGACAGCCCCUUCCUCAUCCUGCCUCUCACUUUCUACCAUGUGAUAGAUGACAACAGCCCACUGCGAGCCUGGGCGGCCAAAGGUGGUGGAUGGACAGAUCCGGAGAUGGCUGACUUUGAACUACUUGUAAUCAUGAGUGCUACUGUGGAGCCAACUUCGGCCACCUGCCAGGUUCGCACCUCCUACCUUCCUGAUGAGAUCUUGUGGGGCUACGAGUUCCCUCCUGUCGUCUCCCUCUCCACCUCUGGAAAGUAUGUAGCUGAUUUUGCCUUCUUUGACAAGGUUGUCAAGACCAAGACCCUGCCCCUCUUUAAACAAGCUCCGCCUCCCAACACCCAUUCACCCCAUCACCAAGGCAGUGGAGGCGGUGGAGACCAAGGGCAGGAUAUGGAGAAGAUGAGACUGGAGGAGAGUUACCGGGAAGAAAGGGGGCGGGAAAGGGGAAGGGUUCGAGACCAGCUUAGCGUCCGUAUUAGUAACGUCUAGCGGAAGAAAAAAAACAUUGAAAAUUAUGGAGGGGUGAAGAAGGGGUCUGAUGGAGAUAAAUUGCCAGAGCACUUGUUUGAUUCCAUGUUAGCCAACGUUCUUUUUUAUGCCACUGAGCUUACCUGUUUUGCCAGGCAGCAUGCCAGGAAAGUUGGCUAGUGCUGAAAUACAUGAAAUAGAGAAGGGGAGGGCACAAGAAGAGAGAGAGAUAUAGAAAGAAUGAGAGAGGUUAUGUUCGGAAUAGCAUACCACCAUACUACUUUUACUAUUUCUGCCGUAUGCAGUAUGUACACGCUGCAAACUAUACAAAUUGUCUGUAUGCUUGGAAUUCCCGAAUGAUCUACUACAUUUGGCAAAAUGAGCUAAAAACACACUGCGUGUUAUAGUGUAUCCUGCAAUAUAAUACACUCAACUAGACCUUCCUUUUGGCAUUUAUAUUUCAAAUAAAUUUUUUCUGCUUUUAUCCAUAGUGACAGACACAGCAUUCAAGGUAUCUAUUUUAUCAGUAUGUGUGUUCCCUGGGAAUUUAACCAAUGACCAUGGUGUUUCUUGCACCAUGUUUUACGAGUUGAGAUAUAGUAAAUAUAGUGAGUAUAGUACAUACAAAUAAUAAUAAAAAAUUGGAUUACAAUGCAAUUAAAGAUAAUACAAAAAUAACCAUAUUUACAGUGGCAAGAAAAGGUAUGUGGAAUUAGCUGGUUUUCUGCAUUAAGUGGUCAUAAAAUGUGAUCUCAAAGUCAGAAGUAUAGACAAAGCACAAUGUGCCUAAGCCAACAUCACACAAACAAUUAUAAUCUUUCAUGUCUUUAUAGAACACAUCCCAGUUAACGUUCAUAGUUAAAUGGGAUGUAAAAUAUGAAAAAAAGUGAUGAAAAAAUAAGUGAACCCCUAGGCUAAAGCGAAUUUGAGUUAGAAGUUGGCAAACCUGGCAUCCAAUUAAUGAAAUGAGGCUGAAGGUGUGGGUUAGAGCUACUUUGACAUAUAAAAAGCACUCAAGUAUAUUGAGUUUGCUAUUCACAAGAAGUAUCUGAUGAAGUGCACCAUGCCUCGCAAAAAAUAGAUUUCAGAAGACCUAUGAUUAAAUAAUUUUAGCUUUGCAUAAAGCUAUAAAGGGUUACAAAUUUAUCUUGAAGAGCUUAGAUAUUCAUAUGUCCACAGUUAGACAAAUUAUCUAUAAAUGUGGAUGAUUUAGUACUGUGGCUACUCUCCCUAGAAGUGGCCGUCCAGCCGAGAUGACUCAAAGGGCACACCAAAGAAUGCUCGAUGAGGUAAAAAAGAACCCUAGAGUGACAGCUAAAGACUUGAAGGAAUCAUUGGAACUAGUUAACAGCUAUGUUCAUGAGUCUAAUAUACAGAAAAAAUUAAACAGGUAUGGUGGCCAUGGCCCAGUCAGAGCCCAGAUCUUAACCCAAUAGAGAUACUGUAGAAUGACCUCAAGAGAGCUGUUCACACUAGAUAUCCUAAGAAUAUGGCUGAACUUAAUCAGUUCUGUAAGGAAGAAUGCUCUAAAAUUCCUUCUGAACAUUGGCCAGGUCUAAUCCGCAGCUACCAGGAACACUUGGUUGAGGUUAUUGCUGCCAAAGGAGGAAUGACCAGUUAUUAAAUCCAAGGGUUCACUUACUUUUUCCACAGCACUUUGAAUGUUUAUUGGGAUUUGUACAAUAAAGACAUGAAAGAUUAUACUUGUUGGUGUGUUGUUAGCUUAAGCACAUUGUGUUUGUUUACUUGUACUUGUGACUUUGAUGAAGAUGAGAUCACAUUUUAUGACCAAUUAAUGCAGAAAAUCAGCCAAUUCCAAUUCCACUUACUUUUUCCUGUCACUGUAUUUACAAGAUAUGCAUUAUACAUACAAUGUGAUAAGGUCAUGUGACAACAAUAACAAACUACUGUUUGAAACAUUUAUUUUUGCCUAAUAUAUUACUUACUAUUGUUUCCGAAAAUACUAGGCAGUAUACAAUGUUUACUGCACAUUGCAUACUAAAUUAAGGCAGAUAGUAUGCUAGUAUUUAAUUCAGAACAUAGUUAGAGACGGUAAAUGCAAAAUACUGUAAACUACUAAACUAUCAAUUGAUGAUUCAAGAUAGAUCAGCUGCUUCACACAUGACAAAACUGAUCACACAUGCGCACACACACACACACACACACACACACACACACACACACACACACACACACACACAAAACACACACACACAAGGAUGGACCUGUUCACUGGCAAAGACUGUAUCUCCACCUUGUGGCUAAUUAAAGCAAAGCCACUGAUUUGGACAUUUGAGAAGAACAUCUUUAAAAGUAUGAUGGACAAUAACUGUGGAUGUAUUUUUGCUUAAGGUUUCUGGAUUACAAUGGACUGAAGGAUUGCGUGUCAUAAGACUGUAAUAAAAUCAUAAUAUUUAAACCACUUUAUUUCAUGAUAAAGCAAAGAUACAAUUUUUAGAUUAAAUAACUUGUGUAUGUCUUACUGAGACUGGAUUGGAAUCCAUCUACAGUAUGUGAUUUUAUAUAUAUUUGUGUCUAACAGUGCCAGUAUAGAACUAUUUUGGGUAAAUAUCUAUUUGAGUUUUUUUUCUCCCUCCAUAGUUUAUCUUUUGUCACUGGAAUAAACAUAUUGAUGUUUGUUAACAAUACUAAAAGCACUUUAACUUAACAAGGAGGGUUUAUUUUUGAUACUUUGUUUGGGUCAAGCUUAACUGUACUUGCUUGUUUUGGAGUUGAUUUGUUGUUUUUUCAUGUUAAAUGAAGAAGAGUGAAAGAAUGUAUUUUUAAAUUGAUAUAUUAAAAGUGCCUACAACAUAAAUGUAAUUAAUAGUAAUAAUAAUAAUUAUUAUUAUUAUUAUAUUAUUGAUAUUUGUUGUUUGUUAAAAAAUAAUUUGUUUAUUCUUUGGCACAUAUUGCCUGUCUUAAACUUUGGCUGUAAGGAACCAUUUGUUUCAUAAAUUUACUUUUGUGUAGUCAGGAUUUACAUGAAAAAAAUUGACUUUCAUCACUUUAACUGCUAAUGAUCUCAAAUGACUGUUUUUA
Xyrauchen texanus (razorback sucker) is the source of this 4817-nucleotide messenger RNA. RefSeq names its product potassium inwardly rectifying channel subfamily J member 10a (gene kcnj10a). Bases 513 to 1796 code for a protein of 427 amino acids. Lineage: Eukaryota; Metazoa; Chordata; Actinopteri; Cypriniformes; Catostomidae. The transcript has 6 exons. Gene Ontology annotation, biological process: potassium ion import across plasma membrane; regulation of monoatomic ion transmembrane transport. The record is from RefSeq and is a predicted model, not a curated record. Gene Ontology annotation, cellular component: plasma membrane. Gene Ontology annotation, molecular function: inward rectifier potassium channel activity.